ACGUAAUUUCGCCGUUUACACAUCCAAGUCAAUGAGCAGCACCACGGAGAUGUCUGCCUUUUACACCCGUCUUCCAGGAAGAGAAUUAACCAACGCGUCGCCGAAAUGUAGAGCACAGCACCUACAGAAAACAAAGAACUUUCACGCGUUUAUGAUACACAUGGUUAUAUAAUGGAUCGAUAACAAACCCUAAACGUAUUUAUUACGUGGCCCUGUAACCCUCCCCAAGUCAGGGAGUCGGGUGUGGGUGUUUUUUCUGGUUUAUUUCAAAGAGGAGAACGAGAAAAGGAAAGUGGGAAGAGGAGAACUUCCUGAAUUUAGCGAGACAUGUCAGAAUCCCCAUCGCAGAUCAUAACCAAGGUAUUUGUUGAUUUUAUAAAGCAGAAUCAAGUUCUAGGACCCCGGGGUGAGAUGCGCUUGACGCAGUCGUGUUGUUGACAACUGCAUCGUGUGUGUUGGUAAUCAUCUGUUGCUGAGGGGAACGUUUCGCCGCUCUGUUGUAGACUACAGCAGCGCCUGAAGGAGAGGCGCUCAUUCAGUCCUUCCUCCGUCAGCCCCCUGCCAAACUCCACUUCCUCCCCCGUCCAUGCUCCCACGGCCAGGCCAGCCAGCCGAAUGGAGGACGAGCCUGCCAGGCUGCCAGUGCACCUGCGCCUGCAGCCGGUGUUCUGGAGCAGGGAGGACGUGGGCCAGUGGUUGCGCUGGGCCGAGAGGGAGUUUGCCCUGCGGCCCAACACCAGCGGCAGCUUCCAGAUGAACGGCAAGGCCCUGCUCCUCCUCACCAAGGAGGACUUCCGCUACCGUUCGCCCCACUCCGGGGACGUCCUGUACGAGCUGCUGCAGCACAUCCUGAAGCAAAGGAAGCCGCACGCCUCCUACCCCUCCGCCUACUUCCCCGGCAACUCCUUCCACCCUCUGCCAGAGGGAGCUCUCCAGCACCACAAACUGGAAGAAACGGUACGGCGGACACCACGCAGUACAGAGCUCCAAACCCAGCACCCACCCACCAUUGAGCUCCGACACCGCUCCCGCUCGCCACACCACCCCGCUCCACGCCUCUCCCCUCUGGACCCCAACUACCCACGCCCUGGUGCCGAGGACCACCUCCAGACGUCCUCCCAGCUGCCCGACAGCAACCACCACCUGCCAGAGGACUUGUACACUCUGUCAGUGUCCCCGGCCGCCCCUAACGGCCGCUGCGCCACACCCCGCGAGGCCCCCUGCCCAGGCAGCCCCGGGUGCCAGGACGCUGCCCCCCCUCGUGUCAUCCAGCUCAUGCCCAGCGCCAUCAUGCACCCCCUGCUGCUUAGCCCAGGGCGAGGAGGUGGCGCUGGAGAGUUCAGGCAUGGCCGUGGGGGGCCACCACUUCAGGCCCACCAUGAAAACGGGCGUGAGGGGAAGAGCCACAUCCAGCUGGCACUGGCCCACCACCAGCAGCUCACUCUGCAUCAGCAGGAGGAGGCGCUCUACAGGAACCACCACGUCAUCGUGCCCGUCUCGCCACCAGAGGAGCAGGCAAUGCCCAUUGGACGGAUAGCAGACUGCAGGCUGCUGUGGGACUACGUCUACCAGCUCCUCUCAGACAGCCGGUACGAGAACUACAUCCGCUGGGAGGACACAGAGACCAAAGUCUUCCGCAUCAUGGACCCCAACGGCCUGGCUCGCCUGUGGGGGAACCACAAGAACAGGACCAAUAUGACGUACGAGAAGAUGUCGCGAGCACUGAGACACUACUACAAACUGAACAUUAUCAGGAAAGAGCCAGGACAGAGACUCUUAUUCAGGUUCAUGAAAACCCCAGAUGAGAUUAUGAGUGGACAAACUGACAGGCUGGAGCACAUAGAGUCGGACACAGAUGAUCAAAUCUACAUCAAAGAGGAGUGCUGAGGCCUCUGGGAGAUGGAGUCCGCUAAAGCGAUUAACUACUACAGCCGCUGAUGCCUUUCGGAAAGCAGCUCGAACAAUCGUUUCAAACCAAGAGCGCCCGGACAUUUACUCUAUCCAAAACUCAGAGGAACUUGAAGGUGACGUCUCUCUGCCUUUUAAAACUUCAUAAGAUUUUCUUUCCAGACAAAUCUUAUCAGUUUUCUGUCUUAAUUCAAGGAGUUCAAAGGACCUGGUGAAAAGUAUAUCUCAUGAGACAUUCCUUUUCCCUGAAUUGCCACAGCAAAUCAAUCAUUUCAUGCUUGUCAUGUCAUAUUGUUGAUUUUUCUUCCCCACGUCUGCAUUAAGUAUAAGAAAAUGUUGCAAUUUGAGCAAAUAAUGGGAGGGGGUGUGGAACGUUUUCACCACCGAAUAAAUAUUUUUGAAUAAUUUGUAUGGCUGACUGACCUCUUUAAACUGCAUCUGACCUUAUUGCCUGAAGCAUAAGUCUAGCAAUCAUUCCUGAAAAGAUUGAAUGAAGUGAUAUGUAGGCUAAAUAUAACUGCCAACAUCAAGUUUGGAAUUUAUUCUGAAACAAUCCACAUGGUGGCAAUGCUGCACCACUUUUGACUGUAAACCAACAGUUCACUGCACUGUAGCCCAAGUCCAGCUCUGUUGAAGUUCACAAGGAAUAAAAGGUCCAAUGCCGCC
Molecule: messenger RNA, 2574 nt
Organism: Oncorhynchus kisutch (coho salmon)
Lineage: Eukaryota; Metazoa; Chordata; Actinopteri; Salmoniformes; Salmonidae
Product: transcription factor ETV6
Exons: 8
Coding region: 616-1887 (423 amino acids)
Biological process (GO): regulation of transcription by RNA polymerase II; cell differentiation
Cellular component (GO): nucleus
Molecular function (GO): DNA-binding transcription factor activity, RNA polymerase II-specific; sequence-specific DNA binding
Source: RefSeq, a predicted model, not a curated record